ACAAUAUCUGAACUUUGAUGACUUUGAUUCUAUAGUUGGAUGAUACAAAAACACAGCAGAACCCCCAAACCAUUUCCCCUCUCUUUCUCUUUUUCUCUCUUUCUUUCUUUCCUUCUUGCUCUCUCAUUUGUUGAAGAAUUAUGUCCACAUCAAUCUGUCAAGUUUAACAGACAUGUCUGGAUCGCACUGGCUUCAUUCUUAAUCUGCUCGGCAAAUGAUUGGAAGAAGACGAUGAUCGGAGCAUCUUCAUCUUCAUAAAAAAUGAAUGACUGAUGAUUAUGAAUGGAAAAAAACAUCCAGAAUUGGGGACAUAUAUUACUAAUUAACCAUAGAAAUUGGUAAAGAGAGAAUUAUGGAAGAGAUAGAGAUGUUAGAUCAUCAAGAAAAGAGUAUUGGUAGCGGAGGUGAAGAACAAGCAGAAAAUACUUCUUUAGCAUCAUCAUCACAGAAAUGCUCGUCGUUUGAUUUGAACGAAGAAGCUAGCUGUAGUGAAGAAGAUGAAGAUGAGAAGAUAACAGAAGAAGGAAGUUCAUCAGCUAAUAAUAACAAUUCGUCCUCAGAAAGAAAUGAACGGAAGAGUACAGUUAGACAAUACGUUAGAUCGAAAAUGCCUCGCCUUCGAUGGACUCCUGAUCUUCAUCUCUCUUUUGUUCAUGCUGUUGAAAGGCUUGGCGGACAAGAGAGGGCAACUCCCAAGUUAGUGCUUCAGUUGAUGAAUGUGAGAGGACUUAGCAUUGCUCAUGUGAAGAGUCAUUUGCAGAUGUACCGAAGUAAGAAACUUGACGAAGCUGGACAAGUGCUAAGCCAAGCAUAUAGAUCAAUGCAAAGAAGGGACAACACUAAUACAGGCAUGUUACCUCCUCAGAAACAAUUCAGAAUGGAAAAUGGUGGAUUUGUUUUUGCUAGAAAUUCUGUUCUUCCCCGUAUUACUGCCUUCGGACACAAUCCCUUUCCCUUGCACUCUUCCUUCUCCCAAAGGCCGUUUAAUUUCAGAACAAACUUCUCAAGUCACCAACAUUGGAGUUUUGAUCAGAAUGAAGUUAGAAGGCAAAUAAAUAGUAUGACGAGCAAAGAUCAUGAACAAGGAUUAGACGCAACAAUGCGAAUUGGGCCUUUAAGACCAAGUCGAUUUCUUGAGGAAAAGCGAUGGCCUCCAAUGGAAAUGGUUAAAAAUAGAUGGAAGAUUAUGGAAAAUCCCAAUGAAGUAACCUGCAAUACUGAACCAGAAGCACACCCAAGGUCAGCUGGGUCAACUUUAUUUGCCUCCAAUGAUUCUAUCAGCCAUUUCAAUUGCUUUAAAGCAACAUUUGAGCCUCCAUUUCGGCUUGAGCUGAAUCAAGAAAAAGUGUUGCCUGACUUGCAGUUGAGGCUAAGCCAGAGAGUGGAAUUGGAUGAGAAUAAGAGUAACUGUAGAAGCAAACAAGAAAUUAGCACUAAGCUUUCACUUUCUUAGUGCAAAGAAGAAGACUUUUUGUAAGAAAUAGACAAAUACAUUAGAGAAAGGCUAUACUGAGGCUGAGUACUUGACAAUAUCUGACUGUGUAUGUAGAAAACCAAAACACAGCGGGUUAGAUCUUUUUAAGUACUUGUCUUGUAGCCAUUACAGAUCAUAAAUUCAUGAGCAAUGCUUUUUUUGA
This is a messenger RNA of Jatropha curcas, 1637 nucleotides long. RefSeq lists its product as uncharacterized. Gene Ontology annotation, molecular function: DNA binding; DNA-binding transcription factor activity. Lineage: Eukaryota; Viridiplantae; Streptophyta; Magnoliopsida; Malpighiales; Euphorbiaceae. The record is from RefSeq and is a predicted model, not a curated record.